UAUUCCAUUUGCUAACGUUGUCUCACCUCGUCAGUGUUAGAAUUACCAUGUGCCAAAGGGUGAUAGAACAUGCUCUAGUUUUCUUAUUUGUUUGGUGUUUUAUUGUGGGAAAUGCAAGUAGCCUAAAAUGCGAAAUCUGCCGGGGAUACCAAUGUUUCAGAUCCAGAAUUCCUACAGAAAAAUGCUCAAACAACUACCCUUCGCUACCAGUCAAUUUUCCAAUAAACCCUGUCAAAGUCAAAGGAAAAUACGAAUACGGAUGCCUUAGUUUGAAGUACUUUCAAGACAAUUCAACCUAUCGUAUCCGACAAUGCUUGCCAGUAGUAACAGGAGACUGUAUCUGCAAACAAUUUAAGAACACUCUACAUAUUGAACAAUGUACCUUUCAAAAUCGAAAAAUUACCCGAAGACGUGGCAGUAGUGAAGAAAUAAAUGAUAAAUUUUGUGAAGUACAAAGCAGAUGGUCUAAUAGUGAUGAAACAGAUAGUGACGAAGAGGAUGAGCGAGAAGAAGAUGAAGAUGAAGAAUCCGAAGAAGAUAGCGAUAUGCUUGACGAUAUUAUUGAGGAUUUGCUUGAUAAACCUAAUAAUAAUUAUAAUAUUAAAUCCACCACCACUAAGGUGGCUUUAGAAGCUUCAAAGACGACUUCAACAUUUUUAUUGCCACUAGGAAAUAGCAAAGAACCAACCACAACUAGCAAGCAUGUUCCUUUCAUCAUUAUACCACCUUCAACAACUACCUCUACUCCAGUAAGCCUUAGCUCUUCAACUGUAAGAGCCAGUAAGUCUACUAAAGGAAUCGAAUCAACAGCAAAGGACCAUAUUUCAAUCACAUCAACGAGAAGACCAUUUGUAGACUCAUCAACGAAAACUCCAAAUUUAAUGACUUCUCAAAAAGGAGUAGAAUCUACAAUAAAAAACUAUAUAUCUACUAUAUCAACGACAAAACCUCUUAUAAGCUCACCAACAAAAAUUCCCAAUUUUGUAAAUUCACAAAUUCCCAAUAAUUUUCUAACAGCACAAGCUAGUAAACCAAGUAAUGGAAUCACUGUAGUAGCAUCAACCACAAAGAGAACUACCCCAAAAACACAGGCCUCUAGCAUCAUCAUCUCACUGUCUUCUAAUUCAAUAGAACAAGCAACAAAUAUCACCAAAGAAGAAUUAAAUAUAAUACCUACAAUCACUAAAAAUGACAAAGAAACAACAACGUCAACACUUGUCUCUACCAACCUACAUACUCAAUCUACAACUGCUCAUGAUACUGAUGUAUUAUCUUCAAGUUCAAAAUAUUCUUAUGCAACUACAAAUUCAAAAGAUGAUUUAACCCCUACUACCACCAUAGGCUCGUUUGUCCUUAAUAGUUCUAUUGCAGUUACCACAGAAACAUCUGUGGUUGAGAAUCUAGAUGAAUCCUCUCUGAUCCCAUCAGUAUCUACAGCUAACAGUAAACCAAUAGCAUCAAUACCAGAAAGCUCAAGCGUAGAUAACGAAAAUUCCAAUAAUACAACAGUGGCAUCAAUGGAGAACUCAAUCACUACAGCAGUAGGUGCCACUGUAAAUAAUAUGACCUCAAUAGAUAUAGAUGGAGCAUUAACAAAUCCGUCAUCUGAAAAGUCCUAUAGUGCUAUAACCAGUUCCGAUACAAAGACCAGCUCUACUUCAUCAUUUAUUGAAAAUAAAAGCACAACAAUGAGUUUAAUAGGAAAUUCAAAUAGUACAGUAAUAAACGCUAAUUUUUCCUUAAUGCCCUCAAUGGACAUAGAUGAGACGGUAGCAACUUCAUUACCUGAAAAAUCUAAUAAUGCCAGUGAUACGACGAAUGCAUCUUCUGAUAAUACCACCAUAUUUGACGAUCAGAUUACAUCAAUGUCUUUAAUCCAUAGCCCAAAUAGCACAACAGAUAACAUGAUAGAUGAUAACUCCCGUAGUACUGCUCCAUCUACCGUUAAUAAAAAUACAGCAACGUCAUCAAUGAAGGAGUUGGAUAAUACAACUGUAAAUAAAGAUGAAGCAAUAACAAAAUCAACAUCUGGAAAUGACAGUAAUGGCCUAACUAGUACCAAUAGAGUAACUAUAUCUUCUUACCUCUUUAGUUCUACCGAUGCUGAAAAGUUAUCACUCUCAUCAAUGAAGGAGCCAAAUAGUACAACAGUCGUACCUAUCACUACUUCUAAUAUUUCAACAAUUUCUCGAAAUGAAGUCAAAACAGAAUCACCUUUUGAAAAUGUUAAUGUUAGUUCUAUUAUAUCCACUAAUGUACCAACGUCAUCAACGGAUAAUAUAGUUACUACUCCUAUACCAAUUGAUAGUACAAAUAUACAAAUGUCACCAAUGGACCAAAAUAGUACGACACCGUAUUCACUCUUGGACGAAAAUUCUUUCAACCUGAAUACUCGGACUACAGUUUUUGAAGAUCAAGCGGCAAUUGAUUUUUCAUUUGUAAACAGUGCUACCCUCAACACCAAUAUAGUAAAUCCAUCAGGUUCUACUGAAUCAACAAAUGAUAAAAGUUUCCAAAUGUCCUCAAUGGAGAUACUGAAUUUCACGACAGAUGAUUCUCUUAUGGAUAUAAAUAUUCGUACUACAAUUGGAAAUGAAGCAAGAACAGAUGAAAACUUGAGUAGCACUGCUUCCAGCAAUGACGUGUUGAAUGAAUCUUCUGACCUGCUUAGUUCUACUUUAUCUACCAAUACAUCAACAGAAAACCCAAUUACCAUAACAACGAAUUCAGUGGUAAAUUCUACUAUAAUUUCUGGAGAUAAGAUAGUAAUAGAUUCUUCAUUUGAAAAUGUGAGUAAUAGUGUUACCACCAUAAAAGAUGAGACUUCUCACCUGUUUAGUUCCACCUUAUCUACUGAUGAUAAAAGUACACAAACCUCUUCAAUGGACAAUAUAAAUAGCACACCAAUGAAUUUUGUAGUGAAAGAUAAUUCCUCCAGUUUGCAUGGCUCUACAACAAUUCUUGCAGAUGAAAGUUUAGCAGAGUCUUCGUCUGGAUAUCUCAAUAGUAUUGACCCUAGUACUAAUAUGAUCGAUGAGUCACACCUGUUAAGUUCUUUAGGUUCUACCAGUGCUCAAAAUACUCAAUCGUCAUCAAAAGAGAAUCCAUCAAUAACAGGACCAGUCGUAAACACUAAUGUUUCAACUAUUGAUCAUUCAACAGUAUCUACCACCACUGCUGAAAAUGGAACAACAAUCAGUUCAGUCUUCGAUAAAAAUUCCACCAGCAUGUACACAGUUCCUAUAGAUACAUUCGCAUCAGAUUUGUUGUCUGAUGUUGAAUCUUCUUAUCCAUUUAAUUCUAUAGUUUCUACUGACACCAACAAUACAAUGGAAGAUCUAAAUAAUGCAGCAACAGUAGAAUUAGACAUAAACACGAAUGUUUCUAAUAUGAAUCAUGUAAGUACAACUUUAGGUGUUUCCUACGAUGCUGAUGUCAGUACUAAUAAUGAAGAAUCUUCUGAUAAAAGUAAUUCUUUUCCAUCUACUAUAACUGGAAUUACACCAAUAGCAACAAUAGAGGAUCCAAACACAGUUGGAACAACAGUAGGAUCAGUAAUGGAUGUAAGUUCUUCCAACAAUGAUAAUUUUACUACAAUUGUGACUGUAGCAAUAAAUACCAAUAUGGCAGAUGAACCUUCUUACCAGAGUUCUACUGGGACUACAUCAUCAUUAGAAGAUCUGAAUGAUACAGCAACACUUGCGUUAGUUAUGGACACAAUUGUUUUAAAUACGAGUCAUUUAACUACAAUUUUAACAGAUUCGUCAUCUGAAGUUUUCUACGAUGAAGCUGCUAAUACUGGUAUAAUAGAAUCUUCUGAUAUAAGUAGUUAUUUUUCACCUACUAUCACUGAAAUCAGACCAACGGCAUCAGAAGACGGUUUAAAUGAUAAAACAGUGGGAUCAACCGUGGAUACGAGUUAUGCCAGCAUGGAAUUUUCUUAUGUAGCAUCAAAUACCAAUACGGCAGAUAAAUCUCCUUACCAGAUUUCUACUGAUUCAACUACAAAUACAAAAACAUCAUCAUCAUCAAUAAAAGAUCUAAAUGAGACAGCAACAGUUGGAUUAGUCAUGGACACGAAUGUUUUAAAUGCGAGUCAUUCAAUCACAAUUUCAGCAGAUGACCCAACAGAUGUGUCAUCUGGAGUCUUUUACGAUAUUACUGCCAGUACUGAUAUAUUAGAAUCUUCUAACCCAACUAAAUCUACUGAAUCGUCUUUGACUAAGACUACACCAGCAGCAUCAAUAGAGAAUCCAAACACAGUUGGUACGACAGUAGGAUCAGCCACGGAUCCAAGUUUUUCUAGCAAUAAUGAUUUCACUAUAAUUGCUAAUGUAGCCACAAAUACCAAUAGAGUAGAUGAACCUUCUUAUAAGAGUUCUACUGCAUCUACUAAUGAUGGUAAAAAUACUCCAACAUCAUCAUUAGUGGAAGAUCUAAAUGAGACAGCAACAGUUGGGUUAGUCGUGGACACAAUUUUUUCUAAUACGAGUCAUUUAAUUACAAUUUUAGAAAACGAUGCUGUAGAUUCACCAUCUGGAAUUCUCUACGAUGAUGCUGCUAGUACUGAUAUAUUAGAAUCUUCUAACUCAACCAAAUCUACUACUGUAUCGACUCUUACUAAAACUACACCAGUAGCACUAAUAGAGGAUACCAAUACAGUUGGUGCAACAGAAGGUUCAGUCAAGGAUCCAAGUGCUUUUAGCAAUAACAAUUUAAUUACAAUUAGUAAUGUAGUAGCAAAUAUGGUAGAUGAGUCCUCUUAUCAGAGUUCCACUGUGUUUGCUGAUUAUAGUAAGAAUACACUAACAUUAUCAUCAGUGGAAGAUCUAAAUGAGAUAGCAACAGUUGGGUUAGUCGUGGACACAAAUGUUUCAAAUACGAGUGAUUUAACUACAAUUUUAGGAGAUGACGCUACAGAUUCGUCAUAUGGUGUAUUCUAUAAUAGCACUAAUAUAGCAGAAUCUUCUAAUGCUACUGUAUCGAUUUUCACUAAAACUACACCAGCAGCAUCAAUAGAGAAUACACCAGUAGAAUCAGUCAUGAAUACGAAUUCUUCAAGCAUUAAUAAAUCCACUACAAUUGCUAAUGUAGCAGCAGAUACCAGUAUGACAGGUGAAUCAUCUUAUCAAAGUUCUACUACGUUUACUGAUUAUAGUAAAAAUACAAUAACAUCAUCAUCAAUUAAAGAUAUAAAUGAUACAGCUACAGUUGGAUUAGAUGUGGAUUCGAAUUUUUCGAGUACAACUCAUUUAACUACCAUUAUAGGAGAUGUCGCUAUAGAUUCAUCAUCUGGAGUUUUCUCUGAUGCUACUGUCAAUACUGAUAUAGAAGAAUCUUCUAACUCAACUACAACAACAUCAAUAAAGGAUCCAAACACUGUUGCUAUAACAGUAGGAUCAGUCAUGGAUUCUUCAAGUCUUAAUAACUCCGCUACAAUUGCUAAUGAAGCAGUAAAUAUCAAUAUGACAGAAGAAUAUUUUUAUCAGAAUUCUACUGCAACUACUAAUUAUAGUGAAGGUACACUAACAUCAUUAUCAAUGGAAGAUCUAAAUGAGAUAGAAACAGUUGGGCUAGUCGUGAACAUGAAUGUUUGUAACACGAGUCAUUCAACUACAAUUUCAGGAUAUGACGCAACAGAUUCUUCAUCUGAAGUCGUCUACGGUACUGUUGCUGAUACGGAUAUACUAACAUCUUCUGACCCAACCAGAUCUACUGCAGGGUCUCUGAUUGAAACUACACCAGUAGGUGCAGUGACGCAUGCAAAUUCUGCCAGCAAUAAUAAUUCCACUACAGCUGCUAAUGUAGCAACAAAUACCAAUCUAGCAGGUGAACCUUUUUAUCAGAAUGCCACUGCGUCUACUGAUUAUAGUAAAAAUACACCAACACCAUUAUCGAUGGAAGAUCUAAAUGACACAGCAAUAGUUGGGUUAGAUAUGAACACGAAUGUUUCUAAUAUGAGUCAUUCAGACUCAAGAGAUUUCUCAUCUGAAGUUUUUUAUGAUGCUGCUACUAGUACUGAUAUAGCAGAAUCUUUUGAUACAAGUAAUUCUUUUGCCUCUACUAUUAUUGAAAUUACACCACCGACAUUAGUAGAAGGGGUUAAUGGUACAACAAUGGGAUCAACCAAAGAUUCAAGUUUUGAUAGCACAGUAAUUUCUUAUGAAGCAUCAAAGACCAAUAUGGCAGAUGAAUUUGCUCACCACAGUUCUACUGAUGAUAGUAAAAAUACACCAACAUCAUCAUCAAUAGCAAAUUUAAAUGAGGCAGAAACAGUUGGAUUUGUCACGGACAUAAAUAAUUCAAAUACGAUAUUAAGCGACGAUGCAACAGAUUCGUUAUUUGGAGUUCCCUAUGAUGCUACUGCCAGUACUGAUGCAAUAGAAUCUUCUAACCCAACUAAAUUUACUGCAUCAUAUCUUAGUAAAACUACACCAAUAGAGGAUACUAAAAUAGUUACAAGUUCUCCCAGUUAUAAUAAUUCUACUAUAAUUGCUACUGUGGGAGCAAAUACCAAUAUGAUGGAUGAAUCUUCUUAUCAGAGUUCUACUGAUGAUAGUAAAAAUAUACCAAUGAAAGAUCUAAAUAAUUCAGCAAUAGUUGAAUUAGCGAUGGACCCGGAUGAAUCGAGUCAUUCUACUACAAUUUUAGGAGAUGACACAGCAAAUUCAUCAAUGGAAAUUAUCUAUGUUGUUGCUGCUAGUACCGGUAUAGUAGAAUCCUUUGAUCCAACCGAAUCUACUGAACCAACUUUCACUAAAACUACACCAGCAGCAGCAGAAGCAGUCUUGAAUGCAAAUUCUUCUAGAAAUAAUAAUUCCAAUACAAUAGCAGAAAGUACCAAUAUGACAGGCAUAUCUUAUAGUUCUACAGUAUUUACUGAUUAUGCUGAGAAUACAUCCACGGCAUCAGUAGUGGCCUCAAAUACCAUCACUGUAGAUUUAACCAUAGAUUCUAAUCAUUCCUUUUUAAUUAAUUCAACUGCAAUUGCAGGAAAUAAAUCAAAUGAAAAUACCCUUAUUACUAUACUUAAUACCGGUGAUACAAACUAUUCAUCUAUUAUCACCAGUACUGUUAAAACUUCGCCAAUAUCAUUAACAAAAGAACCAAAUACUACAGUUGCCAACACAUUCUUGCAAGUAAAUUAUAGCUCUUCAACUACUACAGGACAAAUACCAAUAAAUUCUUCAUAUGAAUAUGAAAUGGACAGUGCUCUUAUCACACCAACUGUGGGUAAUGAUGCCAAGAACUCAUCAGAAGGUGAUUUAAGUAAUUCAUUUGAAUCUUUUAAUAUAACCACACCAACAGUGAUGGAUGCAACAGUGAAAUCAACAACUAAGUCAUCGAUAAUUUCAAUACUGGAUCCUCCGCCAGCUCAUGAAUCAUCAAAUUCAAAAAAUGAGGUAAACGAAGCUGAUUUUGUGGUAACCCCUUUUAGUGCUGAAAACCCUUUUUUUUAUAGCGUUUUCUUAAUAAUCCUUUUGUGUUUUUUUCGUGAUUUAUAUUAUGGUUCUCCGAUCACGUAAAAAGAGGAUCCGACGUAGUUUGCUUGACAUUGAGCAUCAGUAUUAUAAAUCUGUAACCUAGAGUCAAGCUAAUAAAAUAUAUAUGUAAGUUG
Molecule: messenger RNA, 7618 nt
Organism: Anthonomus grandis grandis
Lineage: Eukaryota; Metazoa; Arthropoda; Insecta; Coleoptera; Curculionidae
Product: serine-rich adhesin for platelets-like
Exons: 6
Coding region: 48-7526 (2492 amino acids)
Source: RefSeq, a predicted model, not a curated record